Messenger RNA from [Torrubiella] hemipterigena, 2427 nucleotides. NCBI's taxonomy places the organism in Eukaryota, Fungi, Ascomycota, Sordariomycetes, Hypocreales, Clavicipitaceae. The record is from the annotation of a GenBank genome assembly.
AAUUUUCCUUUGCCCCGACACUCAAAUUCACCUCACCAUCGCCCAUCGCCACGACUACCUCCGUUUGCUAUCGACUGUUCUGCGAUCGGCCCCAUCUCCGUAACCCAUAUAGCUAUUUAUUUUGUCCUCCCGCGUCGAGCCACAGAAAAUGUCUGGCUGGCCUAGCGCCCACCCGGCAUCAGGCAUUGCUGCCCAGCAAUCGCCGCCUGCAGGCUACGCGUAUCCUCCCAACCCUGCAUUUAUCCCCGUUCAAACUCGUAGCGGAUUCGGCCAGUAUCCGCAGCCGUAUGUCGGCGUCGUACCGCCUCCCAUUCCUCCACCUCAAGCGGCCCCAGCCCCGGUCGACAACUCGCCUGCUAAGAGCAAAACUGAGUGGCCUCCGUCUGUCCGCAGCUAUGUCCAACGUUCUUUCUUGCCUCACAAUGACGACCCUUCUGUUACACGUGCCGAGGUGGAAGCCAAACUUAAGCAAACAAUUGGCACCGCCAAGGAGGACGGCUCCAUGUACACCAUUGACUGGGACAAGAUGCCCCUCCCCCAGUCCCUCGUGAAAGCUGAGCGCGAGGCCAACCUCCGCAACGGCCUAUACACAAUCGAUAAUCCUAGAAAGCGCAAGUCUGCCGAAUUUGACGAGCCUGCUACUUCCCAGCCCCCUUGGCAGUCUACUAACUCCCGAUCAUCUCUGGAGAGCCGCAUCACAUAUUCCUCAGCCGCUGACGACCGCAAGUCCAGUAAGUUACAAAAGGACAUGAAUAAACGAAAGCGUCGUUUCGAAACCGAAUACAAGGCGGCCAACGUCGCCCCGAGCUCUCCGCCCCCAGAGUCUGGUCCCGUCAUCGGCACCAACGAAACACUAGAGAAGAGAUAUCUCCGACUUACCGCACCUCCUGUUCCUGCAAACGUCCGCCCCGAACGCGUCCUCAAUAAGACUCUUGACUUGCUCAAGAAGAAAUGGAGGAAAGAGGGUAACUAUUCUUAUAUCUGCGACCAGUUCAAGUCUAUGCGACAAGAUCUCACCGUCCAGCACAUUAAGAACGACUUUACCGUUUCAGUCUACGAAAUUCACGCACGCAUCGCACUAGAAAAGGGGGAUAUUGGUGAGUAUAAUCAGUGUCAGACGCAGUUGCGUUCACUGUAUGCCAAAGGCCUGAAGGGAAACCCGGUUGAAUUUAAGGCCUAUCGUAUUUUGUAUUUCAUUCACACCGCCAACCGAUCGGGCUUGAACGAUACGUUGGCGGAUCUAACCUCAGCAGAAAAAGAAGAACGGCCCAUCAAGCACGCACUCAAUGUGCGAUCGGCCUUGGCGCUCGGCAAUUACCACCGGUUCUUCCAACUCUACCUGGAUACACCGAACAUGGGAGCCUACCUCAUGGACAUGUUUGUCGUCCGAGAGCGCCUCGCAGCCCUCUGUAAUAUUUGCAAAGCAUACAAACCCGACGUGAAGCUGAGAUUCAUCACUGAGGAACUCGGUUUUGAGUCUGACGCAGACGCGGCUCAGUUCAUUAUUGAUCAUCAAGGUCAGCAUCUACUAGAGGAUCGCACGGAUUACAUUGCCUUCCUCAGCGGCAAAGCCAGCAAUCUCUUUGACGGUGCUCGUGCCAAUGCCUUCCGAACCGUUGACAUUAAGGGCCAAAUUUGAGCAACCCGGAGAGGCUCAGUAACCUUCCAGACAUUCCGCAUUCUCCAUCCAAAGCGUUUUUGGGCAUUUUCUCGUAUAAUUAUUUCCCGUUUUUCCUGAUGACGAUACCUGCCGCUUACCGAGCAUCCUUGGCGUUGGUUCUUUACUCAUACACUCCCGACAUUUCUCUAUAUUUGCUACAUACUUGGGGCUGGGCAUACUCCCUUCCCGCCCAUUCUGCAUAUUCCAACUCUUUUUGAAGCAACUCAUCGCCGGAUACCCUAGCAGACCUUCCGCACAAGUUGCUUGCUACGUUGGCUUAUUCCUACUGGCUCCAGAACCGCACGAGGGCUUUUAUUUUCUAUACACCAAGAGGGGACCUACACUCGUGCGGGAGGCUACUUGGGAUCCGGAGCGAUACAGCCGCAUUUUCCCGCAUUGUUAGCACUCAGAAUGGAUAGCUAUAUGCUAUUCUGCUUGUGUUGUUGCAUCGGGCGCCUGCGGCUGCUGCACUUAUUACUUACUGACACCUACUGGGGGCUUUUUUGUUCUUUUUGGCAUUACAUGGCGAAGACUGUAGCCUAGAUUUGGGAUUCAUCGUGAUUGUUUGCUAGUUCUUGUUUGCACCAGCUGUGCACAAUAAAAAAUAAAAUUAAUGACUCUGCAUUACGGCGCUCGUAAGUGAAGUGCAUAAAUCGUGGCGGUUGAUUGAUGUGGUGAGCAACGCUGUAGACGUCGCGUGAUUUGCCAGGCGAGCAUAGACGGUGAUGCAACAGUGCAGCUAGGUUACGCCAAUGAUUACGAUCCGC